AUGCUAUUUCUUGCUUUUGCCUUGUGGCUCACGGCCGUUCUGGCCCUGCUCAGACCAACGCCGCCUUCCCAGGACAGCUUCUACGAUGUGCCCAAGAACGUCGCUGAUUACAAGAACGGUGAUAUCAUCAGCUUCAGAAACACGCCUGUUCAGGUGAGAUCGUUCGUUUUUCCUAUGGAUGUGAAGAAUUCGUGGCAAUUCCUCGUUCGCUCCGAGGACUCUUUUGGUAACCCCAACGCUUUCGUGACAACGGUGUUGGAACCAUACAACUCUGACCCAUCCAAGGUAUGGUCAUACCAAGCCUGGGAGGACUCCAACAACAUGGACUGUGCUCCAUCGUACGCUCUCUUGUACAACGCCAGCCACAACACCAUCACCACGCAAACAGAAAUUCCAUUUAUCCAGUUUGGUCUUCUGAAGGGCUGGUAUGUUGCGAUUCCAGACUACCAGGGUCCAAAGUCGGCAUUCACUGUGGGUCGCCAAUCUGGCCAAGCGGUGUUGAAUAACAUCAGGGCAGUUCUUAAUUCUGGAUCUAUCACUGGUGUGAAGAAGGAUGCUCAAGUGGCUCUCUACGGCUACUCUGGUGGUUCUAUCGCAACCGGAUGGGCUUCUCAACUCCAACCACUUUAUGCUCCAGAAUUGAAGGGAAGCAUUGUUGGAGCUGCUUUUGGAGGAUGGGUCACCAACAUCACACUGGUGGCUUUCGCUGCAGACGGAACCAUCUCUGCUGGACUUAUCCCCAAUGCUGUGAACGGCAUUUUAUCUGAGUAUUCGGACUACAAGCCCAUUUUCGAUCGGGAACUUUCCAGAUUCAGAGCUGACCAUUUCUAUGCUGCUCUGGACGGCUGCCUUGUCAACUCCAUCACCCUGUACAUGUUCCACAAGUUCUUCAAGGGCAGAUUCCCAUACUUCAGAGCUGGAGCUGAUUUCUUCAGAAUUCCUGAAAUCGCCGAGAUUCUCCAGAACAACACGGCUGGGUUCACGAAAGAAGAAGGUGUUCCCGAAAUACCCAUGUUCAUUUUCCACGGUGAAGCUGACGAAAUCGUGCCUAUCAAAGAGGCUGAUAGGGCUUACGAAAAUUUCUGUGAAUGGGGUGCUCCAUCUGUAGAGUACGCCGUUGCUGAGAAUACUGGCCAUGUUAUUGAGUUGUUCAUUGGCGCUGGAGCUGCUUUUUCAUGGUUGGAAAAACGUUUCGAAGGUGUGGAUACCGUAUCUGGAUGUCAGCGUACCGUGAGAACUAGUAACCUUGAAUACCCAGGUGCUGAUAUUCCAUAUCGUCAAAUUUUGAGUACUUUUGUCAGAGGUAUUUACGGUGCUGAAAUUGGAGAGGACACAAUUGACAUCAACGACUCCACCUGGCUCAGUAAGGUUAUUCUGCACGGAUUCAGCAGAAUUCUUGGUGCAGUUGGUCCAAUCCCACUCAAGAGAGAUAUCACCAUGGAUGAAGCUGUGGCGCAGAAACCAGUGGAGGAGUUGUAUAAGGGUUUCCAAGAUGUGAGGUUGUUGUUUGAGGAGAACGGCAUUGACCCUGAGAAGGUGCUCAUGGGAGAGAACCCCUCCACUGUUUAG
Messenger RNA from Candidozyma pseudohaemuli, 1569 nucleotides. RefSeq names its product Lip4p (gene LIP4). Gene Ontology annotation, biological process: lipid catabolic process. Lineage: Eukaryota; Fungi; Ascomycota; Pichiomycetes; Serinales; Metschnikowiaceae. The record is from RefSeq and is a predicted model, not a curated record. Gene Ontology annotation, molecular function: triacylglycerol lipase activity. The coding region runs from base 1 to 1569 and encodes 522 amino acids. The transcript has a single exon.